UUCAUAAUUAAGCUUAAAACCUUUUUAAACAAUUUAUAUUACAAAAUAGAACGUUUGGCCACACUGAAAUUAAUUAAGAUACUCAAAAGCAAGCAACAUUGAGCACAGUGAUAAUGCAACAGCGUGGCAACACUAAUUGCGAAUGGCAAAGCAACAAAGCAUUAGUUUUUAGGGGAUUUCUGAACGAUCUUCACGUCUCGGAACUGGGGUGCGCCAAUCAUUAUAAAUACCACUUUAAAGGGCGAAAAAUAGUGACACAACUGUGAAAAAUGGUUUUCUGGACUGUUAUGAUUACAAUGAGCUUCGUAUCUUUAGCUGCAACUGCAAUUACCAUAAUUUGUCUGAUAGAUCGCAAUAACGGCCUACGAAAUCGUAGCGAAAGACGACUUCAAAACAAUGACGAUAAUGAUAAUCAAAACCAAAACCAAGUCAUCAGGAAUGAUAACCGCAAGAAAAAUUGUCCAAGUCGUCCCGGUGAUAAGUGUAGGAUAUGUCUCCAAGUGAUGACUAGGGAGACAAUGAGUUUCAUGAAUUGUGGCCAUGCAGUUCAUAAUGGUGACUGCUUUGAGGCCUAUCGCCGGACGCGACGUGACUGUUCCUAUUGCGGAAAAUAUGUUCUACGUCUUGAUUUACCAGGGGAUAACUGCGCUAUUUGUAAUCAGCCAAUGGAGGAGUAUGAUAUGAAGUAUGUCAAAUGCGAGCAUGCCUUUCACUUACAUUGUCUGAUAACAAACAACAUUAGCAUCACCGACAAGUGUCCCCGAUGCUCCAUUCAAAUAAUCCCUCGCAAUGCUUAAAAUUAUAUUGACAAUAUCAGUAAAUUAAAAUUGUGAU
Molecule: messenger RNA, 834 nt
Organism: Drosophila albomicans
Lineage: Eukaryota; Metazoa; Arthropoda; Insecta; Diptera; Drosophilidae
Exons: 2
Coding region: 270-797 (175 amino acids)
Molecular function (GO): metal ion binding
Source: RefSeq, a predicted model, not a curated record